AUGCCGCGGUACACCGUGUCCCUGGUUCUGAUCUUGUGGAGCCAGUUCGAAUGGGUUAAAGGGGAAUCAAGGUCAAGGGUCAAGCGCCAGUCGCCCCUUUUCAAGCAUCCGUUUCUCAUCGAAUCCUUGCCUGAAGGUCUGACUUUGGCCGACCUGAGUAAAGGAAAAUCGACUGACGAGCAGGAAGACAAGACGAAGAUCCCAAUCAAACGACAGAAGAUCGUCCCAAGCUCUCGAAGUUUCCGUCGAACGGAUUAUGACGACGAGGAAGGUGACGACGGUGAUGAACACGACAAAGACUUUGAAAAUAAUUUCAUCGACGUCAUCACACCGAGGCCCUCGUCCAAGGACAGGCCUAGGCCAGCCUUUAAGCCCCGUCCCAUCCAGAAACAGCCGGUGGCCAGAGCUGCGGAACCUGCCAAACCUUUCGGUUGGCCAUUUCUCUCCGAUUUUAAUUCCGAUACGAGCCUCUCGGCCAUCUUGUCCAGUCUAGAAGCCCGAGAGAAGAAGACGACGACGACGACGCCGAAGCCUGUUGUUUUCGGUCGCGAUCGAGGUGUCAAGUACUCCCAAGUCCGCAAUAAGAUCUUGAAUCGAAAAGCGACCCGUCUCUCCUUCUCCAGACCCGAGCAUUCCAACGAAUUGGUGUCCCAGAACAAUAAGAAACCCUUCAGAGGUUCCAGAAAGACCAAGAAUUAUGCUCGCAUCAAAUCCAGACCCAAUCGCACCGUGGAAUUCUACACGGGAGAAGGAGAGCAAGAAAGCUCCACUCGACCUCCUCCGACCCGGACGGCCAAACCCGAUGCAUGGAGAGGGAAUUUCAUCAGACCCAGAGGAGGGAGAAGGCGACAAAAGCCUCCAGAAGAGGAUGAGAAGGAGGAGGUCGAAGAAGAAAAAGAAGGAACAGAGCCGAAGAUCGAGGAAGACAAUGAUUCAGAACCUCCAGCGACGACAACUGCCCCAGUGAAACGGCGGAGACCACAAAGACGUCCUCCACCAGAUCGACGACGCACAUCGGUCCCUGCCCAAAACCGAUCAUCACAAGACGAGUCAGAACCGAUUCCAACGACGUCGGCACGUCCAGUCAGACGUCGAACACCCGUGAAGCGCAAGCCUAAUCCACCGCAAGAGCAGGAACUUCAGAGACCUCGAAGAAUUCGAACUCCUCGACCGACAGUUCCGGUCAAGGACGAACCGAUCGAUAGAAUCGAUGGAGGUAAUUCGAUCGGGGGUUCGGAAACUCAGACCAGGCCCGUAACGGCCAUAGCCCCCGACACGCGUACCAAAGAGAAGCCGAGAUUAGACUGGCGACUACAGAAUAGGAAUCUUCGCCGCCUCCAGCCCGCAGCUUCGACGAGAGUGGAGAGCCAUUUCCGUCAAGAAGACACGAGGACGGUGGAGGGUGUGGAGUAUGAAAGGGUCCGAGUAAGUCCUCAACCGAAAUCGCCUCCCGCAUCCACUCCAGGGAAACCCAGAGUGAAUGUUCGGAUCUUUGGGCGACCACCAAGAGGUCGAAUCCCUUCUCAGACCCGGGCCUCGACGACGACGGGAACCAACAGUGUUCCGAAUGCGGAUUUUUCGUUUUCCUCUGAAAGAACUCAACAGAGCCGGCUACGAGUCCGACCUCCAGCGAGUAAUCACGGGGUAAAGCAGAGCAUUUUGCAACAAUUGUACGGCGGCCGCCGACCGGCGAGAGCUCACACGACCGAAGCACCGAUAGAACCUCCAAUCGAAGAGGAACCUCUCGAGAGUCCGAGUCAUCAGGGCUUCACCAUAAAAAACCCUCGAACCGGAAACACGAAAGAAACAGUUUCGGUCCUUGAACAGCCUUCGAGGACUUUCGGGAACAGGAAUCAAGUCGCGACCACGACAGAAACUACCACGACGUCAGAGGCAACGUCGACGUCAAGACAGCCAAACCCAUUCCAGCCUGGGUUCCCUUCGGAUAUUAUUUACGAUGCUUACCCGACUGAAGAAGAAAUUCAAGAAUAUUAUGACGAAGAGUCCCCAGGGGAAACUGAACCUUUGAAGUCGAACCCAGAAGAAGCGCUCGAGGUGAUCGAGAUCAUUCCUCCCCCCGUCCACGUCCCCAAACUCUGCGCUGGAGGACAACCUUGCUGAACCGUCCUGGAGAAGCAACGGAACUGUGAUCGCCCCGAAUCCGUUCGAGUGUGUGACAACAACCUGAAGGGACUCAUGUGAUACAAACGGACUGACUGAAUGUAGUCUUUCGUGUUUUUCUGUGGGAUUGUCGUGUCUUGUGGGUGCUCCUCUUCCUCGUCCUUCCUCGUUCUUCCUCGAUGUAGGACCACCUCCUUCAGUUCGUCGAUCUUAUUGUGUACCAUCAUCAACCGGGAAAUGUGCAGCUUUCAAGCAUCAAAGACUGGUUUGACACACGAUAUUGCUCAAUGAGAUGAGACCUUGCCUUUUUGCAAAAAAAAAAAACUUCUAUAUUGUCCAUGUGUAUUUCCGUCUGUUAAAAAUAAUAGUGUGCUUUUUGUGACCAGCGAUCGUACUAGUAGGUACCGACGCUGAGAUCUCACGAAUAACUGGCCUCGACGAGGCUCUGGAAACUGUCGUUUUCAAAAUAAUAACCUACUCCAAAGAUCUGCCGCUCAGAUAUUUUGUACUGUACAAGCUCCAAUGCGAACAGGAAUAAAGAGGAUUCUUGCCCCAU
This is a messenger RNA of Darwinula stevensoni, 2677 nucleotides long. The record is from the annotation of a GenBank genome assembly. Lineage: Eukaryota; Metazoa; Arthropoda; Ostracoda; Podocopida; Darwinulidae.